AGUUGGUCGGCAAAACACGUGCUGCAAGAACAAGGAUGUAGAAUCUCGAAAACUCUAUUACUCAUCGCCACCGCCACACGUGUAAUCAUCGGCGUGUGUUUUAGUGUAACGUUUUAGCACACUCCAAACCUUAUAUAAACCACCAAGAGACCCAACCUCUAGUUUUCAACUUGAAACAAAACUCCAUCAAGAAGAAGAAAAAUGGAUGCUAUGUCUCAGACCUGCACAAAGAUCAUUAUAAACCCAUCUCGUACACCGAUCAAGGCAAUCUCACAAACCAAACUGAGCCUUAACACUGGGAAGGAGAGGUGCUUUGCUGCUGCUAGAUGCAUGGCUUCAGGCCCAGGUUAUGCAGAGGCAAUGGAGCCGAUUAAGCCGGAGGAAGAGGAGGAACUGACUCGGAGAAGAGGCAUAUGCGGUGGAGAAGUAAACAGAGGAGUAGGGGAAGUCCUGGAAUACCUUGAGAAGGAAGCUAUCAUGGGUGAUGAUGAUGGGAGAGACCCUAAGGAUUACAGCAGAAGAGCAAAUAUAUUUGAAAAGAGUUCAAAGAUCUUCAAAAACGUCAAAGAACAGAGAGAUCACUCUCCAAAGUAAGAAUACUGUUGUUUAUUUCAUUGUUUGUAUGAAUGUUAUUAGUGUUUGAUUCCUUGUAACUGCAAUGUCCUGUAAUUUUGUAAGGAUCCUCUCAUUGUAACACAACCUUAAUAAUGGAGA
Messenger RNA from Eruca vesicaria subsp. sativa (arugula), 714 nucleotides. The record is from the annotation of a GenBank genome assembly. Lineage: Eukaryota; Viridiplantae; Streptophyta; Magnoliopsida; Brassicales; Brassicaceae.